This is a messenger RNA of Homo sapiens (human), 957 nucleotides long. It is a transcript of the gene OR13C5, whose product is annotated as olfactory receptor family 13 subfamily C member 5. The transcript has a single exon. The coding region runs from base 1 to 957 and encodes 318 amino acids. Gene Ontology annotation, biological process: G protein-coupled receptor signaling pathway. The record is from RefSeq and is marked provisional. Gene Ontology annotation, molecular function: G protein-coupled receptor activity; olfactory receptor activity. Gene Ontology annotation, cellular component: plasma membrane; membrane. NCBI's taxonomy places the organism in Eukaryota, Metazoa, Chordata, Mammalia, Primates, Hominidae.
AUGGAAUGGGAAAACCACACCAUUCUGGUGGAAUUUUUUCUGAAGGGACUUUCUGGUCACCCAAGACUUGAGUUACUCUUUUUUGUGCUCAUCUUCAUAAUGUAUGUGGUCAUCCUUCUGGGGAAUGGUACUCUCAUUUUAAUCAGCAUCUUGGACCCUCACCUUCACACCCCUAUGUACUUCUUUCUGGGGAACCUCUCCUUCUUGGACAUCUGCUACACCACCACCUCUAUUCCCUCCACGCUAGUGAGCUUCCUUUCAGAAAGAAAGACCAUUUCCCUUUCUGGCUGUGCAGUGCAGAUGUUCCUCAGCUUGGCCAUGGGGACAACAGAGUGUGUGCUUCUGGGCGUGAUGGCCUUUGACCGCUAUGUGGCUAUCUGCAACCCUCUGAGAUAUCCCAUCAUCAUGAGUAAGGAUGCCUAUGUACCCAUGGCAGCUGGGUCCUGGAUCAUAGGAGCUGUCAAUUCUGCAGUACAAACAGUGUUUGUGGUACAAUUGCCUUUCUGCAGGAAUAACAUCAUCAAUCAUUUCACCUGUGAAAUUCUAGCUGUCAUGAAACUGGCCUGUGCUGACAUCUCAGGCAAUGAGUUCAUCCUGCUUGUGACCACAACAUUGUUCCUAUUGACACCUUUGUUAUUAAUUAUUGUCUCUUACACGUUAAUCAUUUUGAGCAUCUUCAAAAUUAGCUCUUCGGAGGGGAGAAGCAAACCUUCCUCUACCUGCUCAGCUCGUCUGACUGUGGUGAUAACAUUCUGUGGGACCAUCUUCCUCAUGUACAUGAAGCCCAAGUCUCAAGAGACACUUAAUUCAGAUGACUUGGAUGCCACUGACAAACUUAUAUUCAUAUUCUACAGGGUGAUGACUCCCAUGAUGAAUCCUUUAAUCUACAGUCUUAGAAACAAGGAUGUGAAGGAGGCAGUAAAACACCUACUGAGAAGAAAAAAUUUUAACAAGUAA